AUGGGCAGGGCCGGGUAUGGGAUGCAGAGGAGACGGCGCCCGGGGAAGAGGAGCACUGUGCCCAGGUGGCCUCACUUGUCAUCUCAAAGUGGCUUCAAACCCCCUGAUAGGUAGAUGGGAACCCCCGGCUGGCCCUCCAGAGACCAGGAGGCCCCUGGCUCAGCAAUGCCACCUGCAGCUGCCCAACCCUCCGCCCAUGGCACCCUUGUUCCACCUGCCACCGCUCAUGAACCUGUGGAUCACCCAGCUCUGCACGGGCCUGCCUGCUGCUGCUGGCUCAGUUUACCUGGGCAGUGGCCCCUGGCUAUCCGGCUGGGGUGGGACUUGGACUUAGAAGCAGGCCCCUCCUCUGGGAAGCUGUGUCCUCGGGCCAGGAGGUGGCAGCCUCUGCCUUCCUGA
Messenger RNA from Nomascus leucogenys (northern white-cheeked gibbon), 399 nucleotides. NCBI's taxonomy places the organism in Eukaryota, Metazoa, Chordata, Mammalia, Primates, Hylobatidae. The record is from RefSeq and is a predicted model, not a curated record.